ACGUAACACCAUCAGUUAUUUAGAACUGCCAUCAAAGGCAGUCAUAACAUAAUUUAAAUUAUUUAAAUAAUUUAAAUUGAUCCAUUUCAUUCAUUCAUUCUCAUAGUGCUAUUGCAGCCUGUGUAGUAAAUUCUAAAAUAGUUCAAGUUGCAAAUAUUUGUUUUUUAACAAUGGCGACUCUCCAGGUUUUGGCUACGCUGAUGGUAUUAGUGGCUAUCUGCAGUGCUGCACCUAAAAAACCAACCCUAAAAAUUCCCGAUGAAUGUAAAGGGGGAGGUUUUUGUCCAAUUAAACCAGAAGGAUACGACGAGAUGCAAGAUACGAUCAACAAACUAUUGAAUAGUAAAUUUUUUGCGCAAAAUAUGGGUGAUCGUAUCGGCGCUAACGGAACGGAAAUGACGGAAGAAUUUUCUUCAAAAGACGACUGGCACAACUGUCCUUACGUGAAAAAGACUGAAAAGAUGUACAUGUACAUUCAUUCUAACGACUCGACAUCAGGAGACUACCUUAUUCAAAAUGAUAUGCUUAAUCAACCUGUCGACUCUGUCACUUGCCUGUACAACGUUAUUGAGAAGGAGAGGUCUGAAAAUGAACAAUGCUUCCACCACUUUGGUUUAAAUUCCUUUAACUUGAAAUCGAAAUGCGAGCUAUCGGAAACUUAUAAAAACUUUUUUGUCUACGAUACCAAUACAAAUCAGAUUGUUAUUAAAACCUUACCAGUACCGUGUUGCUGUACUUGUAAGAUUACUAGUACUCUGUAAUUAAUUCUUCACUUUUAAAUAACUAAUUAUUCGACGCAUUAAGACUGAUUUUUUUCGUAGCAUUUUUUAGGUCAAAAUUUGUAAUUUGGUAUAACCUACUUAACCAUUGUUUUAUUAAAAAAAAGAUCUGAUAAUUUUUAUAUUGAUUUAUAUAAACAAGAAAAUGUAUUUAUGCUGUGUUAGUAUUAAAGUAUUUUUUUAAGAAUUUGUAUCUGGUAUACAAAAAAUGUAAUACAAUGCUUUGUUAAUUUAUUGAAAUGAUCUUGUCUAAUUUAUAUUUUAAAUGGAGAAAUAAAAUCUAUGCAGUGUAA
Messenger RNA from Spodoptera frugiperda (fall armyworm), 1072 nucleotides. RefSeq lists its product as uncharacterized. The transcript has 6 exons. The record is from RefSeq and is a predicted model, not a curated record. NCBI's taxonomy places the organism in Eukaryota, Metazoa, Arthropoda, Insecta, Lepidoptera, Noctuidae. Bases 171 to 761 code for a protein of 196 amino acids.